AUGGUAUUGGUGAAAUGGCAAGGGAACAGAGCACUGACCGAGGUAUUGGUGAAAUGGUUUGGGGCUUCAUCCAAGGAUAAUACGUGGGAAUCACUGUUAGAGAGUGCAGAGCCAGAGUAUGAGAAGGAGGAAGAAGAAGCAAGCGUGCGUCGGGUAGAACUCAAAGUGUUCAAAGUGAAGGUUAAUUGCACUGCAUCAAUUUUGCUUGAUGAUACUCCCUCAGUAUUGGUUGAGAAAACAGCGCUAAACAAUGCUCGUUCAGUGAGAGGAUACGAAGUUAUUGAUAAUGUCAAGUCCAAGGUGGAGAACGUUUGCCCUGGCAUUGUAUCAUGUGCAGAUAUUCUAGCAGUUGUAGCUCGAGAUGCAUCUGUCGCUCUGAGUAGCGACGAUGAGAAGAUAGCACCGCUUGAUUUGGUGGCACCCAAUUCUUUUGAUAAUAAUUACUUCAAGAAUCUCAUUCAGAAGAAGGGUCUUCUCGAAUCUGAUCAGAUACUAUUUAGUGGAAGAUCCACAGACGACAUUGUUAUAGAGUACUAUAGCAAGAGCCCUUCAACUUUCAUAUCUCAAGGACAGACAUGA
Messenger RNA from Juglans regia (Persian walnut), 579 nucleotides. Its product is annotated as lignin-forming anionic peroxidase-like. Gene Ontology annotation, molecular function: peroxidase activity; heme binding. The transcript is spliced from 4 exons. The record is from RefSeq and is a predicted model, not a curated record. Gene Ontology annotation, biological process: response to oxidative stress. NCBI's taxonomy places the organism in Eukaryota, Viridiplantae, Streptophyta, Magnoliopsida, Fagales, Juglandaceae. The coding region runs from base 1 to 579 and encodes 192 amino acids.